AUGUCUACAACCCCAGAUUCUAGAUCAUUAAUUUUUCUGAAUCAGCAUGUUGAAAUGUUAGUGUUAUUAGGGAUCUUACUGUUUCCAACAUUGGUGAGCUACCUACGUCGCUUGAUACACAAAACAGUUGAAGAAAAUUUCCCUGAAUUAAUCACUUUUUCCAUUGGAAGUGGUGAUUUCAGAUGUACUGUCGUGUCAUUCAAAGUAGCUUGUGAAAGGGGACCCCGAGGACUUGAGCUGAUGAGUGCAAGCAUUCCUCAUGUGCCACGGGGUAGAGGCAGAGGAAGGGAGUUGACCUCAGCUGAACGAGUUGCUCAAUGGGUUAACCAGCGAGAAGAGAGACGCCUCACUAAAGAAAGAUGGGCCGGUUCUACUGUACAGGGACAGCUAGUGGAAACAUUAAAAUCAUCAGUGGAAUCAGAUUCUAGCUCUGAAAGGUCAAAAGCUAGACGUCAAGGUGCUCAGUUGUAUGUGCCACCCAGCUUAAGAGAUAAGAAACUUAAUGCCACAAUUGUGUCACUAGCUUCAGGCCUUGUCAGCAAAACAGGAAGUGAUGAUAAUCUCAUGACCAAUGAGCUGCAAGAAACAUCUGCAUCAGUUGUUGAAACUCCUUCAGUAGCAUCUUUUGAACAGGAAGUAGACAGGACCAGGUCAAAAGGAAGAGGAAGGGGGAAAAAAAAGCCAGAAGUUGAGAUUUAUGUUCCCCGUGCAAUGAGGGCCUUCAAAAAUGACACUAAGCAGGAAGAGUUAGCCGUGUCUCAAACUAAUGGAUAUUUUUCCGUUAAUCACAUAGAUAAUGACCAAAAUAUUACUCAACCAGAUAUUAAAGACAUAAAAGGAACUUAUGUUGAUAGCAAAGAGAUUGACAGAAUGGCAGAAAUUGAUUUAAUUCAAAAUGACCAACUAAUCAAUAAAAUUAAUAUCACUGUAGCAGACCAACAUCUUGACGAAGUUGAUACUACAGACUCUGACAGACCAGUUGAAUCUAUAUUAGAAACUGAUCUUUGUUUAGUUCAAUGUGUUCUUGAUAGAGAUAGUAUGAAUGGACUUCACACCUCUGAAGGUGAAUUGAACAAGCCUAUUCAAUUAUCAUCAUGCCUAAAUGUUGGCACAUCUCACCAGGAUUGUGCUAAUUGUCUAGUCAGUCAAAGUGCUGAUAUAAAAUCUUUGGAGUAUGAAAAUGUAGAUAAACUAUAUUUAGACACUUCAGAAAGUUCUAGUUUUGACCACUCAUCUGUAGAGGUCAAACAUGAAAAGUGUAAUGCUGAUGAAACUAAUGUUGCAACUAAUGUUGCACCUGAUUUCACAGAAAGGACUAGCAAUGCAUUCACCUUUGAGUUCUAUGACCCUGCAGUUAUAGCUUUCCUACCGUCUCCACCUAUUCAAACUCAGCAUGUUGAUUUCCCCAGACCUCAAGAGCAUACUUCUGUGUGUCAGAGCAACUCUAGUUCUAAUUCACAAUGGAAGCCUUUGAGUGAUACACUAGUAUCAUGUGACAAUGUGUGUGAGUCCAACAUGCACCAUUCUUUAGACAUAUCUGAACAAAAUGAUUAUAGUCCUUUGAUGGCCAGCAAUUAUGAUUAUUCCAAUGAUGUAAUUCCUAGUGCUGUGGCUUCUACUAAUGAUGAUUCUAUUCCAUGUAAAAUACCAGUAAACCCAGUACUCUCAGAAAAAUUACCCAGCAAAAAACAUAAAAAUAAAAAAAAGACUAAAGAUUCUAAGGAAUCAAAGAGUAAAAAAGGGAAGGUGGAAGGCAGUAAAAAGGUCAAGAAACCUUCAGGGGAGAUAAAUGGUGUAAACAAACUUGAGCGAGAACAGAAAAAAACAAGUAUUUCAAAAGAUGAAAAGUAUGAAGAGAAUGAAGGUGUUGAGGAUUCAUGGGACACCUUAUUUGAUGAUAAUGGUGACUGUCUUGAUGAAUCAACGAUGAAGGAGUUAACUGAAUAUGUAGGUCAGGUAGAAAUUGAUAAACCAAAGAUCAAUUAUCUAAAAUAUGAGCCUAAAGAAUUGCCUUUAGAUACAGAGGCAUUUAGUCACAUUAUAGAAAUUUAUGACUUUCCCCCGGAAUUAGCAACAUGUGAUCUUAUUGCAGCCUUCAGGGAAUUUGCAUCUCGAGGAUUUGAUGUUAAAUGGGUGGAUGAUACUCAUGCUCUUGGGGUGUUUUCUAGUGCUGUGGCUGCCAAUGAAGCACUGAAGAUGUUUCACCCAUUACUUAAAGUAAGAUCAAUGUCAGAGGCAUCAAAAAAAGGACAACAGAAAGCAAGACAUUGUCAAGAGUUUCUUCAGCCUUACAAAGCUCGACCUGAGACUACUUCAAUAGCAGCUCGACGGCUAGUUGCUGGGGCUCUAGGUAUGGCUCCUCGGGUAUCAAGGGAAGUAAGAGAUCAGGAGAAACAAAAGUUGAAAGAAGCAAAAGAAAAAAGACGUCAAGAAAGACAACAGAAAAGUGAUAUGUGGGAUGGUUCAUUUGGAAAGUGUGCCAUGGACGAUGAAGAUCAGAGUGUCAGAUAACAUCAAUUCUACUCAUAAAACUAUGUUUUAUUCUUGGUGCUAGUUCUUCCUUCUCCCAACUCCAAUGUGCUGUCUUUGUUUUUGACUAUUAGUCAACAAUGCUACUGAAUACCAAGAGAAAUAUUUUUAGUAGAAGCAUGAAAUAUCUACAACAUGCCUUUUUAAUGAAGUUGAUAGUGUGUUUGUUUUGUUGUUUUAAAUGUUCAUUUAGAUUGUCACAUAUUCUUUUUGUAAAGUUUGUAUAUUAGUUGACAUUUAAAUACUUCAGUGUUUCUCAAAUUUUAGGAUGAUCUUCCCUCGCGGAUGCCACAUUUUAUCAAUAAUGAUGUGAUGGUGUUGCAUUGAUUUUUCAAGCAACAAAAAAUAUGUAGUGUUUGCAUUGUGGUUAUAAAUCCAUUUUUGAAUAUUAAUCAUGUAAAAAUAUGUUUUAAAACAAAGCUGGAACAUUGUUACCAACAUUAUUAGCUGGUAUAGGUGGGUGCUAACUUAAUUUUUUUUAUUCUUUUUGGUUGGGGGGGGGGUACUGGGUAGUCACAUGUAAAUCUAAAAUGUUUAAGAAAGACUGAAUUAUACUAUUCGCAGAAACCUAAAUAUUUGAUUUCCCCUAUGACCAAAGUUGUUUUAAUUUUUUUUUUUAAGGUGGAUAAGGAAUCAAAUAAACUUCUAGAAAGAAAUUUGAUGUGUGGUAGUGCUUCAGAAAGCAUUAUAAAAUGUUAAAUGAUAUUGAUACAAAUAAAUAUUGAACACAAAAGCCAUACUAAUUUAAUAUUAUAAUUUGUAUUGCUCAAGAGAUUAAGAAGUAAGCAAAAAAAUAUGUUAUCAUGUCUAUAGCAGUGAUGUAGCUAAGGAUUUGGGGGCAUGGGGGCUUGACCUCUUCAGGGCCCCAGCAUUUUGACAUUCAACAUCAUGACAUGAGAUAAUGGCUACGCCACUGGUCUAUAGGUUGUAUUGUUUUAUUUCUUUUUUUUUGUCAUUCAAUUUUCAGCAUUUGAAACUCAUUUGCUACAUUAUUUUUAUACUUAACAUAUCUAGUCCUUUUGUGUACUAAGCUUGAAAAGGCAGAUUAACUGUGUAGCCAAUAAGAAUCUUCAAUCUUCAUAGUUUUGUUUAUUGGUACCCACUAUGGCUGGGUUGCUAUAAAGCAUUGAGUACCUUUGCAAAUAUUGAGUCAAGAAAGUGGUAAUACUUAAGACUUAAUACAUUGAACUGGUAUAAAAACUGCAAGACAGUGUGAACAGUUAAAAUUAUUUUUUUUUAUAAAUAUUUGAUGGCUUCCAAAAAAAAGGUUUUGUUUCUUACCAUUAUUGAAUUAGUUUCGUUUUAAUUUAGAAUUUCAUUUUUUGAUAUGAAUCAAGACCAUAAGGAACUACAAAAAAAUAUAUUUACAAAUCUAUUUUGAUUCACUCAUUCAAACCUUUGUCUCAGUGUUGUGCCCCAGAUUUGAAUGAUUAAUAGAAAGAAGUCUGUAUGACAGGCAAAGAGAAGGCUUAGUUUGACUUUGUUGGAUUAAUACAAAUGUACAUUUACCACCAUGAAAUGUCAAUGUUUUGAUCUGGCCAUGCAUUCAAUAAUAAGACAGACAUAUUUGUAUAGACUUUCAUAUUGGAAGAAUAACAUCCAUCAUUGAGUAGUAACGUUUCAAUCUAAAAGCAAACAAACUGUAUUCUGAGUUAUCCAUUUUUGAAUAAUAAAUUAUUUAUUUUUUAUGUAGAUGUAAUUAUUUUGGUUAGUUUUGUGGAAUGCACCCGUUUGGUAUAACUUCAUAGUGACACAGGCUCUGUUUUCAUUGUUACUUAGGUAUUAGUAAUAUACUGUUUACAGUGAAGCUAUUUUCUCUCAUUGGCAAAGUACAGAGAUAUUCUUGCCAGUGAGUUCUGACUUUUGCUAAAAAUGUGCCUUCUAGAGAUGCCAUUAGACUUAGAGAAAUGUCACAAUUGUGUUCUUUUGUAAAUAUUGCAACCAUUAAGGAUUGACUUUGAAACUUGAUUUCCAAUAUUGAUGUAGAUAAACAUUUGAAAA
Biomphalaria glabrata is the source of this 4530-nucleotide messenger RNA. RefSeq lists its product as uncharacterized. Lineage: Eukaryota; Metazoa; Mollusca; Gastropoda; Planorbidae. The transcript has 10 exons. The record is from RefSeq and is a predicted model, not a curated record. The coding region runs from base 1 to 2511 and encodes 836 amino acids.